GGGUGAAAUGCUAAUCACAGGUCACUCAGCCUCACUGGCACUGCUGAUAUCAUUUGCUUUUGGUGUGGCAGAUGCCAUUCGAAGUUUGAAAGGUGGACCCCUGAUCGAUGCUGAAGGAAGGGAAUAUAAAUCUGCCACAUUAAGAGCUGAUGCAGAAGACAUUAGUGGACCACAACUCAAUGACGGCUCCCCUGUGCGUGUACGAUGCACAGAAGGCACCAUGAUCAUUAUGGUAAAGGCUGACCUGUAUGAAAAAGGACGUCCAGUGUCUGUUGGGGAGCUUUUUUUGGGAGAAGCUGAGCAUUCACAGAGCAGUCAGUGCCGAGCUGUUGCUGCUGGUGAAGCUGAAUAUGUCAUUGAAGCCAGACUGCAAGACUGUGGCUCCAAGUUAACUAUAUCUGACGACUCUGUGAUCUACUCAAACAAGCUGAUUAUCUCACCAACUGCCCGUUACCAUGGCAUUACAAGGGUCACCCAUGCUGUAGUUCCUGUUUCCUGUCACUAUAAAAGGACACACAUUGUGAGCAGUAACUCUCAGCAGUUACCCCUGAGACCCUCCACUCCUGCAAAGUCUUCCACAGCUGCUUUCUCUCUAAAGCUGAUGGCUG
Molecule: messenger RNA, 608 nt
Organism: Epinephelus moara (kelp grouper)
Lineage: Eukaryota; Metazoa; Chordata; Actinopteri; Perciformes; Serranidae
Product: zona pellucida sperm-binding protein 3-like
Exons: 3
Biological process (GO): binding of sperm to zona pellucida; positive regulation of acrosome reaction; egg coat formation
Cellular component (GO): extracellular matrix
Molecular function (GO): acrosin binding
Source: RefSeq, a predicted model, not a curated record